Messenger RNA from Chaetomium fimeti, 1752 nucleotides. RefSeq lists its product as uncharacterized. Gene Ontology annotation, cellular component: ERMES complex. The record is from RefSeq and is a predicted model, not a curated record. The coding region runs from base 226 to 1734 and encodes 502 amino acids. The transcript has a single exon. NCBI's taxonomy places the organism in Eukaryota, Fungi, Ascomycota, Sordariomycetes, Sordariales, Chaetomiaceae. Gene Ontology annotation, molecular function: lipid binding. Gene Ontology annotation, biological process: mitochondrion organization; phospholipid transport.
CCAUUAUAUAACUACACAAUUCUAACAUAUCCUAUUUUUGCUGAUUUUACGGCAUCAUUCCCACCGCACGCUCUUACUGUUCGUUCCGGAUCAAGUAUUUCAAGUGUGAGUUUCUGAGAUGCGCUUUGGCGAUAAGUACCCAACCAACACGCGCCCUGCAGCUUUGCGAAUUCACCACACAUUAAUUAAUCAAGCUCGAAACGGUAAACUCGCAACACAUUUUCCAUGUCGAUAGACCUUAACUGGGAGACGGUCACGGGCGGACCCGACGGGCAGGAACUGGCGGACCAAAUCCGGGACUUCAUUCACACCAAGUUUCAGUCGGUCCCGCUACCACGCUUCAUCAAAUCUGUCACGGUUCACGAUUUCCAGUUUGGAGCCAUUCCACCAGAGGUUGAGCUCAAGGAUAUUACCGACCCGCUACCAGACUUUUACGAGGACGAUGUCGAUUCCGAUCUAGAUUCUGACGAUUCGGAAGAAGAUGAUGCCGCAAACAAUCUUACACAGGACCAGGACGAGCGCCACCGGCCAACAACCGAUGUGGAGAGCCUAGGUGGUGGUGCUCGGAGCCCCGGUCGUCUUCCUCCGCACCUUAUGUUCGGCGGUCCCAACGGUCCUGGGGUAGGAAGCUUACGCAACGGGGACAUGGGCAAUCCGUUCAUGCGUGUGUCGACACCUGGGAUUUCCGGUGGGACUUCCAACUUGCAUUACUUCCACUCACACUUGGGGGGUGGGCUUUCGGGAACGCAAACACCUCUCGCGGCAGUAGCCGGCGCCCAGCACCUCAGCACCGCCAACUGGCUCGAAGGCCAUGGGCAUAGCUCCUCCGUGCCGAACCUCAACCACUUUGCCAACCUUGGCGGACCUGGCACCAGCCCUCGCCAACACCCUGAACACCCUGAACGGAGGCAUAGCCGCAACCCAUCCCAGGGCUCCAUCUCCGUCGCAGACUUCAACCAAACCAACACCCUCGCACCACCCACAUCAUCCACCCUAGGCGUCCCCUCCUUAAAGGAGAAACACAGCGUCUCGACCCUAGCACCAACCUCCGCCGACGCCUCGCGGCCCCCGACCCGCGACAAGACGUCCAAGGUCCCGGGCUCAGCAAUCGACGGUGGCGCCGGCACCGGCACCAGCGCCAGCUCCACCAAAGCCGGCAGCGGCCCCAGCGAACAGCAGCCCAACGACGACGACGACGACGGCCAUCCGCGGCUGCGCGAGCCCCGCAUCGACGACAUGCAGGCCGUCUUCCGGAUCCGCUACGCCGGCGACGUCAAGCUGCUGCUGACGGCCGACAUCCUGCUGGACUACCCGAUGCCCAGCUUCGUCGGCAUCCCCGUGCGCCUGAGCAUCACGGGCCUGACCUUCGACGGCGUCGGCGUUUUGGCCAAGAUCAGGAAGCGCGUGCAUUUUUGUUUCUUGAGCCCCGAGGAUGCGGUCGCCGCUGUCGGGGAUGAGGAGGGCUUGUCUCCUGAUGAGGGACAGGGGCAGGGGCGGGGACAGAGCCAGGGGUCUGGGCAGCAGAAGCAGGCUGGGCGGGCUGAAAAGUCGGGAAACACCAAGCUUGGGGGGUUGUUGCAGGAGAUUAGGGUGGAGAGUGAGAUUGGGGAACGGGAGAGUGGAAGGCAGAGCCUGAAGAAUGUGGGCAAGGUGGAGAGGUUUGUGCUGGAGCAGGUGAGGAGGAUAUUCGAGGAAGAGUUUGUAUACCCGAGCUUUUGGACGUUUUUGGUGUAAUCAAAAUGAUCACGGGGG